Paramecium sonneborni is the source of this 3217-nucleotide messenger RNA. The record is from the annotation of a GenBank genome assembly. NCBI's taxonomy places the organism in Eukaryota, Ciliophora, Oligohymenophorea, Peniculida, Parameciidae.
AUGAACAGAUCAUCUCAUAAACGAUAAAGAACACCGAACACACCAAAAAAAAUAAAGGAAUAAGAUUGUAAUCCUAUUCCAAGUUAACAAGUUGCUAAAUAAAUUAGAAAUGAUGAAGCUGUUUAGUAACUGAGUGCCAUUGACUAUCCCAAACAUUAAUUUAGAAGACAGGAUUCUCAAAAUUUUCAUCUAAAAUCAUCAUAAAAUUUAGAGAAAUCUUAUAAUUUAAGUAAGAGUCUUAUCUAAAAUAAGCUGAUAGAAUUUAUUCUCCUCCAAGAAAAUAAGAUUAAUCUCCUAAUUUGAGAAAAAAAGAAAAUGUCAAAAUUAUUGAUUCUUAUGAGGUUAGAUAUGGAAAACUGAACACAGAAAAUGUUCAGCUUUAAAAUCAAAUAUAAGCUGAUCAAUAAAGAUACAAUAAACUUAUAAACGAUUUAGAGAUGUAGCUUUAACAUUAAACUUAUAAAUUGCAAACCGAAUAACAUAAUACGAAAUAAUAAUAAUUGUUAUUAUAAAAAAAGAAUGAAGAAAUAUAAUUAUUAGUCAAUGAAUUAAAAAAAAAUGAAACUAAAAUUAUCUAGCUUUCUUAAAUUGUAUUUAUUAUGAUUAAUUAACAAGAAUGCUUAGCACUCUGAUGAAAAUUAAAAUUUGAAAAAUUAUAUCUAGAGUUUAGAAUAUGAUGUAAAAACUUUGAAAUAAUAAAUUCAAGAUUCCCAAUUAAAAAGUGCGAGGUAGGUAGAAGAAACUAAAAUAAAAAUUGAAAAUGAUUUUAUGCUUUAAAAUUAGCUACACUUAAAAGAUAUUUAAUAGUAACAUUAAUAAAUCAUGAGCAAUAAAAACGAUUAACUUAUAUCGGAAUAAUAAAAAUAUUCAAUUCUCUUGUCUUAAUUCGAUAAUUUAGUAAAUGAAAAAAAUAAGAUUUAAUAAGUGAUAGACAAUCUUUAAGAAGAUAAAAAAGCAAUUUAAUAAUAACUUAAUCAAUAAAAUUAAAUAAAUGAAGAGUUGAAGUAAUAAGGUUUAAAUUUGACAAAAGAUUUAUAAUUAACUAAUGAUAAGCUAGCACAAUAAGAAAUUUUACAUUAAAGAUCGAUGCAAGAACUUAAAUAGUAUUAUGAACAAUAAUAAAUUAAUAUUUUAUAAAGAAAAAUAAAUGAAACUGAAUUACAACAUUUAAGCUAAUAUCAACAAUAAGAUUCAAUAAUAAGAGACCUAUAAUAACAAUUGUAAUAAUCUGAGAAUAAUUAUUAAAUAAUAAAAAUUGAAAAUGCAAAAUUAUAUGCAAUAGAUUAAGAAUAAGAAAAAGAGAUCAAAAUAAUUUAAUAAGAAUUGGAAAGACUUGUUAAAAUAAAAGAUUUAGAAAUUAAAUCAUUACAAGAUGAUCUUUAAAAAUUAAAACAAUAAGCCUUAGAAUAAUCAUCAAAAUACUAAACAAAAUUACAUGAGCUAAGUAAAUAAGAAGUGAUUGCUAAUGAUAUCAAAAGUGAAUUAGAAUUACAAAAGAAUGUUACAAAAUAAUUAGAAAGUAAUAUUAGAGAGCAGUGGGAGAAUGAUGUUUCAGAAUUGAAAGUUUUUCAUUAAUAACAAAUACAACAUUUAGAGGAAUAAAUUAGAUUGUUAAAUUUUGAGAACGAAAAAUAAAUAAUUUAAAGCCGAAAGAAAGAUGAAUAAUUAAAUGAAUAGAAACUAAAUUAAUAGUUACUUGAAAAUUCAAUUCAUAGCUUGAAACAUUAGUUUAGCGAUACAGAAAAACAAAAAGUAAAAGAAUUAGAAGACUAUUAAAUGGAAUUGGAGAAUUUUAGAAAAGAAUUAAAGGAAUAAAAUUUAAAGUUAUAAUAAGAAAAAUUACUUAUAGAAUAAUAAUUAAAGUAAUAAAAAUAAAGAGUUAAAGAACUAGAAACUGUAAAAAUUGAGAUAGAAUUUGUUUCCUCCUAAUAAAUAUAAAAUUAAUAAGAAUAAAUAAAAUAAAAAGAUUGGCAAAUAAGCUAAUUAAAUUAAGAAAAGAAUAAAUUGGAUUCUUAAUUGAAAUUAAUAAAAGAAAAAUUGAUUUAAGCUGAGUUUUAAAUAGUAGAAUUAAAAUAAAGCGCAGAAAUAUAUUUAAAGGAAUUAGAUGAAUCUACUCAAUAAAGAGAUCUUGAAAGAAACUAAUUUAAUCAAAAAUUUGGUUUUUAAGAAACAAGAAUAUCAUAAUAUAAAUAAGCAAUAAAUUAAUAUGAAAUAGAAAUUCAUAAUUAAAAUAACAUCAUUGACAAGGCAUAAAAACAAAUGGAUCAUGCUUAGUUGGAAUCUUAAAAGAAAGCUGAGGAAGCAAGAAAAAAAGAGUAAAAAUUGUUAGAUCAGAUUGCUAACUUAAAUUUUUAAUUGUAAUCUAAUGAAGAAUAAUUUAUGAAGUACUAAGAGGAACAUAAGGAAUCUAAUAAAAAAAUUGAGUAAUUACUUUAGGAGAAGGAUGAUUUAAUAAAGAGCUUGGAAAAUUAAAAGGAAAAAUUAGUUGAAGUUAAAAAUGAACUGACAGAAGAAAUUGAAUAAUUAAAUUAAAAGAUUUAAAAUUAUGCUGAAGGAGAAAAUUAAAGAUAAGAUUGGGAAUUUUAGGUAGAAAAUGAGAAGGUAUUUAUUUAUUAUCCUAUUUUAGGCUGUUUUGAAUAACGAGAUUGAAAGAUUUUAAUAAAGGCUUGAUCAAAAAGAUUCUAAAUUAAAUUAAUUGUAGUAAUAAUAUACAAAUUUGGAAAUCUAAUUUUAAGAUAAAGAGUUAUUGUAUAAUACUUUAAGAAGCUAAAUUGAUUAGAAUUAUGUACAUAUUGAAGAUUAUGAAUAAUUGAAAUCUAAAAAUAGUAAUUUAUUAAAUGAGCUUCAUGAAAUUGAGAGUAACUAAUUGAAAUCAAAUAGUGAAAAGCAAUCAUUAAGAAGAUAGGUGGAAAAGUUGAAAAGUGAUCUUGAAAUUAAAGAAUAAGAAUUAGAAUAGGCAUUUCAAUAGAUGAGCAAGAAAAAAGGAGAGAUUGAAGAUGUAUCAAAAUUGACAAAAGAAAUAUAAAGAUUGACAUUUGAAUUAUCAGAUGCUCAAACUUUGCUAUAAGCAAAAAGUGAAUAAUUAAAUAUAAUGAGAAGAGAAAAUGAUGAUUAAUUAGAGCAAUUAAAUAGAUUGAAGAGAUAAUUAAAUUAGGCAUCAGAAAAGGAGCUUAUAAGAAAGAUAGAUAAAUCAGAACAUUUUUAGGAAAAUUUUUGA